AUGGCGUCGGCGCCGGGGCAGUGGGCGUGGAUGGCCGCGGUUGCGGCGGAGGAGCUGGCGAAGCUGGAGGCCGCGCACCCGGGCCGCCUCGGCCCGCUCAAGGACGAGCUCAGGCGCCUCGUCUCCAAGCCCGGCUGGGACGACGACGACGCGUUCGCGCUCGCCUGCCUGGACGGCGGCGCCCCCGCCGGCUGCUCCUCCCCGUCCUCCUCGUCCCACCCUGCUGCGCCCGCGGACCUUAUGUUCACGCAAGAGUCCUCGACCAACAAGAGGAAGUGGUGCGGCGGCGGCGGCGCGGCCGGCCUCGAGCAGGGGAAGCGCCGGAGGAAGAAUGCGGCUUCGGGGGUGAAGGACCGGGCGGACAUGGCCAUCGACCGCGCCAAGAAGUGCCUGAAGAAGAUACGCGCCAUCAAGCGGAGCUUGCUUGCCUGUGUCACGGAUUGAACCCAAGGAGGAAAAAUCGUGCUAGCGGCUACAAGGAAGGGGAAAGGGAUAUGGAAGUACCGGAGAUGAUGGGUGGAAAACCAGGAAAUGGAAUUGGCCUUUAUCGAUUGCCUUUUGGCUUGUAGUUUUACCUUUUUGAGAUUGGAAAGUGGCAUCAAUUCGUUGAUGCGAUAGUUUAGCUUUCCCAAAAGUAAACAAAAUGCUAAGUACUUUAAAUUACUGCAGGAAAUCAUCUAACGCAAUGUUUAGAGCAUCUCUAGCA
Triticum dicoccoides is the source of this 706-nucleotide messenger RNA. RefSeq lists its product as uncharacterized. Bases 1 to 444 code for a protein of 147 amino acids. NCBI's taxonomy places the organism in Eukaryota, Viridiplantae, Streptophyta, Magnoliopsida, Poales, Poaceae. The record is from RefSeq and is a predicted model, not a curated record. The transcript has 2 exons.